Rubroshorea leprosula is the source of this 1598-nucleotide messenger RNA. NCBI's taxonomy places the organism in Eukaryota, Viridiplantae, Streptophyta, Magnoliopsida, Malvales, Dipterocarpaceae. The record is from the annotation of a GenBank genome assembly.
GCCACCAACAUACCUUUCUUCCUUUCUUUGCUCCAGAGAGGCUUCCAAAACCAACCAUUUCUUUUCUUCAAGUUAUGGAUCCACAAUGGGCUGACUUUCUCAUGAGUCCCAUCAUCAAUACCACAAUUUCCAAGUUGAUUUCCACUGCUGCCGACGAAAUCAGCCUUGCCGUCGGGUGUAAGAAGGAGCUUGAAACGCUUCAGAACAAACUGCGCAUGAUCAAGGAUGUAUUGCUGGACGCAGAGGAGAGACAGGUGCGAGACCGUGCUGUGAAGGGUUGGCUUGAGAAGCUCAGGGAUGUGGUUUUUGAGGCUGAUGAUGUGCUGGAUGAGGUUACUUACGAAAGUGAGAAGUGCAAGGUGAAGAACCAAGACCAAAAGCUGAAAAAGAUUAAAACCAUUCUAUUUCGUAGGGGGAUUGCUAAGAAGAUUAAUAAAAUUAUUGCAUUGAUGGAAGCUAUUAACAAUGAAGCAAGAGAGCUUGGACUCCAAAAUAGACUUGCUGGCACAGUGGUUUCUGAGCGUAGAAGAAACGCACAGACCCAUUCCACUAUUGGUGAUUUAUCAGAGGUUGUGGGGAGAGAGGAUGAUAUUUCCAAAAUGGUGCACCUCUUAACUGACUCAUCUAAUGAGUUACGCCUUUGUGUAUUGUCUUUAGUGGGUAUGCCGGGUCUCGGUAAAACCACGUUAGCACAAGCUGUGUGUAAUGAUAAGCGAAUCAAAAACUACUUUGGUAAAAUAAUGUGGGUUUGUGCAACGGACAGUUUUGAAGUAGAGAGGAUUUUAACAGAAAUGCUGGAGUCUCUCUCCGGAAAUUCUUGUGCAGUAAAAAACAAAAAUACUGUGAUUCAAAAAAUAAGAGAAGCCAUGGGGGAGAACAACUUUCUUCUGGUACUGGAUGAUAUGUGGGAUGAAGAGAGUCACGGUAAAUUUGAAGACUUGAGAAGCUGUUUGCUAGGAGUAUGUAAAAUGUCAAGGAAUAGAGUUAUUGUGACAACUCGAAAUGAAAAAGUUGCAUUGAAAAUGAGAACACUUCCUCAACACAUGCAUCAUCUUGGGAAACUACAAAUCGCUAACUGUUGGUCUAUUAUCAGGAAAAGAGUACCUCGAGAUGCUUCUAUAACUCUAGAAUUGGAGAAAAUUGGAAGGGAUAUUGCUCAAUUAUGUGGAGGUGUGCCAUUAGUUGCAAGGAUUCAUGACUUGCAGAUCCAAAAGAAUCCAAUGGCUAAUAUCACAAAAGGAAGUGCUCCGGCAACACUUCCAAUUAUGGUUGCUAUCUUUGACAUCUCCUUCUUUGAACUUUAACAUUGAAACUGUGAUGUUGAAGAACAUGAAAUAUCACAUAAAAAAAUUUGGACAAGCUUUAUUAAUGAAAGGAUGCAGAAUAAUACAUAAACAAUCAUGGUUUUUCAAGUGUGGUGUCUAAAGUGUGAUGAUUGUGGAUCAAAUUUUCAAAUUGAUUUUACGGUUUAAGUGUUCUGAUGUUUUUGGUUGGUUUUGUCAAGUUUAUCUUGGUUUGGACAAUUCUGUUUCCUUCGUUUAUGGCUUAGUUAGUAAGGUAAAAAGCAGAAAUAAUCUAAAUAUAUGCUAUGUUUUGUC